This is a messenger RNA of Meriones unguiculatus (Mongolian gerbil), 5239 nucleotides long. RefSeq names its product prostaglandin E receptor 4 (gene Ptger4). Lineage: Eukaryota; Metazoa; Chordata; Mammalia; Rodentia; Muridae. Gene Ontology annotation, biological process: adenylate cyclase-activating G protein-coupled receptor signaling pathway; negative regulation of inflammatory response; cellular response to prostaglandin E stimulus. Gene Ontology annotation, cellular component: plasma membrane. The transcript is spliced from 3 exons. Bases 551 to 2014 code for a protein of 487 amino acids. The record is from RefSeq and is a predicted model, not a curated record. Gene Ontology annotation, molecular function: prostaglandin E receptor activity.
CCAGAGGCUGAAAGGCGAGAGCGAAGCUCAAGACCCGGACGCGGGAGAGGAAGAUGAGCAGCCCCAGGUCGGAGCCCCAGGCCCAGCGGACCCCGGGCCGCCCCCAGAGCGCGAGGAGCGGCCGCAGCCACAGCCGCCCCCUCCGGUAGCUGUGCGUUCCGCCGCGGGGACCUGCGCCCGCUCCACCUGCGCGCGCGCGCGGCUCACCCGGACGCCGAGCUCCCCUCGGCAGCGCUGAGGCGCGUCUCUGCAAGGAGGGGGUAAAUCAAGACCCACCCCGCCAGCCUCUCUUGCUCUCCAGGCUUUUGGAAAGCUUAGAUACUCGGACCUCGGUUCCGGGAAGCGGGCAGCCACCGAGACCCCGGUUCCGAGGGCGGCGGAGGUUGGACAAGGUUCUUACUGAGCGGGAAGAGACGAAUGGCCGAGGCUGGAGGUCAGGCCUCUGGACGUCUGUCGGAGGCCUGAGGUUUGGGGCUCCUGACCCCACCCUACAGAUUCCACCCCCAGAUCGAACCGUGACCUCCAAAGCUGUAUCCUGCUGACCACCAUCAUGUCCGUGGCCGGGGUCAACGCCUCCUCCUCCCCUCCGGAGAGACUGAACAGCCCGGUGACCAUUCCCGCAGUGAUGUUCAUCUUCGGGGUGGUGGGCAACCUGGUGGCCAUCGUGGUGCUGUGCAAAUCGCGCAAGGAGCAGAAGGAGACAACCUUCUACACUCUGGUGUGUGGGCUGGCGGUCACCGACCUGCUGGGCACAUUGCUGGUAAGCCCAGUGACCAUCGCCACGUACAUGAAGGGCCAGUGGCCCGGGGACCAGGCCCUGUGCGACUACAGCACCUUCAUCCUACUUUUCUUCGGCCUGUCGGGGCUCAGCAUCAUCUGUGCCAUGAGCAUUGAACGCUACCUGGCCAUCAACCACGCCUACUUCUACAGCCACUACGUGGACAAGCGGCUGGCCGGCCUCACGCUCUUCGCGGUCUAUGCCUCCAACGUGCUGUUCUGCGCCCUGCCCAACAUGGGCCUGGGCAGGUCCGAGCGCCAGUACCCCGGCACCUGGUGCUUCAUCGACUGGACCACCAACGUCACGGCCUACGCCGCCUUCUCCUACAUGUACGCCGGCUUCAGCUCCUUCCUCAUCCUCGCCACCGUCCUCUGCAACGUGCUGGUGUGCGGCGCGCUGCUCCGCAUGCACCGCCAGUUCAUGCGCCGCACGUCGCUGGGCACCGAGCAGCACCACGCGGCCGCCGCCGCAGCCGUGGCCUCGGCUGCCUGUCGGGGCCACGCGGCCGCCUCCCCGGCCCUGCAGCGCCUCGGCGAAUUUCGCCGCCGCAGGAGCUUCCGGCGCAUCGCGGGCGCCGAGAUCCAGAUGGUCAUCUUACUCAUCGCCACUUCCCUGGUGGUGCUCAUCUGCUCCAUUCCGCUCGUGGUGCGAGUGUUCAUCAACCAGUUAUAUCAGCCAAGUGUGGUGAAAGACAUCAGCAGAAACCCAGAUUUGCAGGCCAUCAGAAUUGCUUCUGUGAACCCCAUCCUGGACCCCUGGAUCUACAUCCUUCUUCGAAAGACCGUGCUCAGCAAAGCCAUAGAGAAGAUCAAGUGCCUCUUCUGCCGCAUUGGGGGUUCCGGCAGAGAUGGGUCAGCACAGCAUUGCUCGGAGAAUCGGAGGACAUCUUCUGCCAUGUCCAGCCACUCUCGCUCCUUCCUCUCCCGGGAACUGAAGGAGAUCAGCAGCACGUCUCAGACCCUUCUGUACCUGCCAGACCUAACUGAGAGCAGCCUGGGAGGCAGGAAUUUGCUUCCAGGUACACAUGGCAUGGGCCUGCCUCAAGCAGACACCACGUCUCUGAGAACUUUGCGAAUAUCAGAGACCUCAGAUUCCUCCCAGGGUCAGGACUCGGAAAGUGUCUUGUUGGUGGAUGAGGUUGGUGGGAGCAGCAGGGAGGAGCCUGCCUCUAAAGGAAACUCGCUGCAAGUCACAUUCCCCAGUGAAACGCUGAACUUAUCUGAAAAAUGUAUAUAGUAGCUAAAGCGGGGAGAAAGCACUGCUUUGGAAACUUCUGAAAUCCUGUGCAAUAGACAUACACGUGUUUAGCUGUACUCAGAAGGGCUGUCUUCGUCUGCGGCUAUGAGAGAACAUUCGAGUUUGUUGAGUACUCUCCACUGCUCCAGAUGAGACCCCUGAGUGCCCAGGCCUCAAGCACACUGGCUGUCACUGUGAUGUGACUCAAGAUUGCAGUUGCAACUUGACAGCUUUUUCUACUGGAUAGAAAGAUGGCACAAACUAUGCUAUUUUCGUAGCAUCAAGAGCUUUCUAUUUGGACAUACCGCAGGUCCAGAUACUGGAAGGGCUCUACCCCAAACUCUGAGGACUACCUUACAGCUGAUUUAAGUGUCUCACUAAAGCAUGAAAUGUGAAUUUUUAUUGUUGGAAAUAUAAUUUAAGGUAUUUAUGUUCUUCUCUGUGAGAAGGUUUAUUGUUAAUACAAGGUAUAAAAAAAUUAUGAUAUGCCCUCUCCUGCCAGUAUAACCAGCUAAUAUUGUCUGUGUUAUUUUUUUUCCAUAUCUAAGUUCAGGCCAACAUAUUGAAAACAAGGGUAAAAUAUCUAUAAAAUAGAUACAAAUUUUUCAAAAGUUUAGUAUUAUCUAAGAAAAAUAUUUAAGAUGUGAAAAUUAAAGUUUAAAAUAUAUUUUCCAAGCUAUAUAUAAUGAAAAAAUUAGAAACAUAAUAUUACAUUUAUUUAUCCAGAAAACUGUGACUUCAGGAGUACCUAACAUUGCUGGUAAAUAUUUUCAACCUCUGUCCCCACUAAUUAGUAUUUUUAAAGAUGUAAUAUACUUUUUUAAAGUCUCUAGCUACCCAUAAGUGAAAUGUAUAGUAUAAAAAGUCUAAGUAGCUUGUUCUGUCCUAAAGUGUUUGUAGUUUUACUUGCCGACAGAAUGUCUGCCAACAUCCUUUAAAACUUCAAGAGGAAGACAUCUUUACAGAAAGAGACGCAGAUAGCUCUCUGGUAUGGUUUCCACUUUGUUGUGUGUGUCAAGAGAUAAUGACAGCUUCGUGUAACUCCCAAUAAUAGUGUACCUGUGUUUGGAGGAGCCUCCCUGGAGAAAUAUUAAGCAUGUUUUGUUGCUUAAAGUGUCCUUGUGAAUUGCUUGGUUGUGAUUAAAUUCUGAGCCUGAUACUGAUAUGAUUUUAAAGAGUAGCUGAACUGACUGAAAUUAUUCUGGAGAUUACAAUAAAUAAUUGCAUUUAAUCUGAGUUCCAUAACCUCAAUUUUAGAAAACAUCAAUGGGUUUGGAUUUUUUUUUCUUACUGUUUUGUUUUUGGACACUUAUAUCAUUUUAAACUGAAGGGGGUUCUUUCUCACCUUUUGUUUGUUUGUUGUUUGAAGAUUGAAGAUACUUCUAUUAGAUUUUCAAGAAAAACUCCAAGGUAGCAGUUGUAAAUCUCACCAGCUGCCCAGAGGAAAAGGACAGAGGAGAGAAAGGGCCAUGCCAUCGAGUUAAGUGGGCAUGGAGGUCAGCCACAUGGCAGGCAAGCAGCCACAGGGUAGGAAGAGAAGCUUUAGAGAUAAAGGAAGCCCAAAGUACCAAAAAAGCAUACCCAGGCUUUGAAAGAGACAACAUCUGAAAGAGACAGAAAAGAAUAAAAAGGAGUUGGUUGUGGUGGCACACACAGGUAGGAUUCACUGAAGGAGGUGGAGGCAGGAGGAUCAUGAGUUUGAGGCCAGCCUGGCCUACACAUUUUCCACAGCCAGGAUACAAAUUGAAUAAAUUGUAAUAAAUGAUACUUAAAAAGCAUAAAAAGGAAAAGUCAUGCCUUUCUGAGAGAGACCUGCAAGAGGUGAGCAGACCCAAAGAAGUUCAUGGCAGCCAUGAAGCAACUGCAUAGACGGAGGGAAUUCAGGAAAAGCGUGCUAUCUCUAGGUGGAGAGUGGAGACAUCCCAUGUCUCCUGAGUUCAGCCCAAUCACCUGGCCAACAGGCCAUACCCUCAGGAAGUAGGGUCCACCUUUAAGCUAUGCUAAAGAGAUAAAAGAUUAAUAUUCCCUAAUGGGAUAAGUUGAAAAUUUUAACUAUUUUUUAACGAAUAAUGUUAUUAAAGUGUCAAACACAGUAUUAAGCCUUGAAUCUACUUAGUGGAAACUGGUAAUGAGAAACCAUAAUCCAAGUGACAGAUGAGUAUUCUGUGUCACCAGUUUAUGUCCCAGGUGGAAGAACCAAUGUUAUGCUUAACUAGCUACAUGCUCUUUAUCCAAACAAUUAUCAAAAACUAUUGACAUCAACACUUCCUAUUUGCUUUCUCUGAACCAGUGGUUCUAAGACACUAGCCUGAACAAGUCAUCUACAGAACCUACAUUUUUUUUCUCUACCUCCCUCUCCUCAUCCCUCUCUCCUCUCUCCAGAGUCUUGCUCUAUGGUUCAGGCUGGCCAGUGAUUCCUGAGGUGAGCUGAAAUUACAGAACUGCACUGGCACACCCUGGCAAGUCUCAGAUUCAGUGGGUGUGGGUAUCUACAUUUCUAAAGCUUUCCUAGGUGACACUGAUGCUGCCAGUUUUAGGAUGUACUUUAGCGAUAAACUCCAUGCCUGAGGUCAGGGUUUGCUUUUUAAAUGUUUAAAGAUAUUUUAGAUAGCAGCAGAAAAGCAAGACAUCAUCUUUGCAACCCUAAGGGUUCAGGGAUUCUUGAGGUAAGAGUGGCUCAAGAAAAGAUCAUGAAACUUAAACUUCGAAAAUGUUCUGUUACUAUUUGAAUACCUAAGAAACAAUCAUUUCAGAAAAUGUGUUGUAAAUAAGGAUUUUGUUUUGCCUCCAUGAACAUGAUCCAUAGAGAUCAUCCAUCCCUAGAUUUACAUGUAAAUGAACGUAUAUAUAACUUCACCUAUGUCCCCGGGGUAAGCAAAAACCUCACUCAUGUAUGAGCAUUGCUAAUCAGCAAGACACAUCUCAUUCAUGUUUACUCCAGGUUCACUAUCCAGAAAAAUGACUUGGCUUAAUCUUAUUUACUGAAAUAUUCACAUACUAUGACUUAUUCCUUAAAGUAUACAUCCUUUAAAAUGUUUUAGUAUGCUCAACUAAAAAAUGCAUUUAUCAAUGAUAUACAAUUCCCAAACAUUUUCAUCAACCCAAGAAAUCACAUGCCAUUUACAAUCAAUAUCCAUUGUUCUCAGCCCUAGUCCCUGACAACCAGUAUAUGCCUAUUGAUAUCUCUACUGUGAACAUUUUAUACAAUAAAUAAUUAAUAACUGC